Messenger RNA from Thalassophryne amazonica, 1373 nucleotides. RefSeq names its product arrestin domain-containing protein 3-like. Gene Ontology annotation, biological process: protein transport. NCBI's taxonomy places the organism in Eukaryota, Metazoa, Chordata, Actinopteri, Batrachoidiformes, Batrachoididae. The record is from RefSeq and is a predicted model, not a curated record. Bases 182 to 1156 code for a protein of 324 amino acids. The transcript is spliced from 6 exons. Gene Ontology annotation, cellular component: cytoplasm; plasma membrane.
AUGACACCUUGAGGCCUGGUCACAUGAUCACGGACGUCACAGGAUGAGCACAGUGAUACCUGCACUGAUGAAAGGUCAUGCUUCCACCUUCAUAUGGAAUCAUUCUGAUUAGAUUUGGUCUAGAUUCUCAUGCUUUCAGUCUGAGUUUUUUUGACGUGUGCAGUAACAGUAGAGGAGUUUGAUGAUGACGGUAAAGCGCCUGUCGGUGGACUGUGACAAGCUGAAUGAACGAGGCACCUUCUCUCCGGGGGACACCUUGUCUGGGACGGUCACAGUGGUGACAACUAAACAGAUUAAAGUACAGCGUUUUGUGGUUAAAGCCAAAGGAAAAGCGCAGGUGACCUGGACUGAAAAGGAUGGACAAGCCACUCUGAUCUGCAGUGACAAAAAGAAAUACUUUUAUUUUGAAAACAUCAUUCUUCAGGAUAAAAAAGGAGAUGGUUCAGAGGUCAUUGGACCUGGGAAAAAUGUCUAUUCAUUCGUCUUUCAGAUUCCAAGCAGAGAUAUGCCUUCAUCUUAUGAGGGAAAAUGGGGCAAGAUUACGUAUAGCGUGCAAGCAAAGCUGACUCAGUCAAUUUGGGUUGAGCACAAAAUCAAAACGGAAGUCCCAUUCCUAUCCAAGGCUGAGUUCCCCUUUGUCUCCAAAACAGAAAUGAUCAUCAUUGGACUGAAGGAGCCACAGUAUGGGACCAGGAUUUCAUUUUAUGGCACUGGAACAGUUACUAUGAACGUUUCCUCAGAAAAAAUAGGAUUAAAGCAAGGUGAAGCAAUGGGCGUCUCUGUAGAAGUACUCAACAACUCACCGUACACAGUAAUGCCGACGUUCUACCUCCAUGAGAAGCAGACAUUUGCUGCUCAGUCCAAGAGGAGACUACACGUAAAUGAUAUCCUGCUUGCAACAGGAGAGCCUGUUUCCGUGGCGACCAGUCAGAAGAUAAGCAAAGUUCUGAGCUUUCCAUCAUGGCUCCAACCCACAUUCUACAACUGCUCCUUGAUGAAACUUGAAUACUCACUAAAGGUCACUCUGGAUGCCCCUCUUGGUAAACAACCAGAGGUCAAACUUCCUCUGAUUAUUCUGUUGGGCUCUCCAAAGCCAUCUCAACAAAAAGCAAAAAGAUCCAUCUGGUUUAGAAAGUUUCCUGGUUAUAUGUCCUAGUUGAAAACACAAGUGGUAUGUUCGAUCACAAAAAGCUCCAGUGUAGACUGCACACACCUCCAUGCGGAAGAGUCCCGUUCAGGCAUGAUGUAAUGUGAUUCUCCUCAGUGUGGCUGCAAAUCCAUCUCCGAUCUUUACCCUUCCACUCCAGCUGACAGUGUGCAUCGUGUGCAGGCAGGAUAUCAAUCAGUCAGAGUGACUAAUAAGAUCAGCUUUA